AUGACCCUAAAUUGACCCGAAGUAUCCGGCGUUUGAUUGGCUGUCACUUUUGGUCACGUGAGGGGGGCGUUCAAGACGACUCAAGUUGCACAGAAAAAGCGCGCUACUUGCAUUUGACCAUCACCCUUAAAUGCAAAGUUUGUUUGGUUUUAAAUAUGGAUACCCAGAACCAAGAAUGCAACAUCCAAGCUUCACCCAUCUCUCAGUUGUCCAAUGGCUACAUUCUGCCAGAGGGCAAAGUCAAUCCCAAUGCCAUAUUUGUCUUUUUUGGGAUUGACACCAAGGCAAAUGCAAACGAUAUGCGGGACUUGUUUGCAGCGUUCGGUCAAAUCAAGGAGGUGAAAAUAAUCACAUACCGCGGCGGAUUCAGCAAAGGCUAUGGGUUUGUGUACUUCGCCGAAGAUGUUGACAUUCAGUCAAUCGUUGAUCAACAGAUCAUUUGGAAGGGGAAAGUACUCAAGCUUGGCCCCGCCAUUAUGAAGCAAAGGAACUUCCGUGUCAGGCAGUCCCCUCGGAUUGGCCCUGAACACUGGGUGAACCCCUCCCAGUAUUUCUAUUUCGCUUGCUACCCGUCCAAUGGAGCAAGCGUGACCCCGCCCUCACCCGUGGUCAAUGGCGGCGCUACCUACUAUCAGCCAUACACCUACCCCGCCUAUGGAGGUUUUAUGGGUCCACAGGUGCCAGUCAGCAACACCCACAAUGCAUAUUGCUACCAGUACCCUGUACCCUAUUGGAUGGGGGACCAGAGAGCACGGCAUGACAAUCAGAAUGUUAUUGAGUGCGCAUCGCAGACCGUGCUGAGCGCGCUGUAGUUCACACAGCUUCUGACUCCCCUUUCCCAUAAGGCGACAGGACAUCCGAGUACAGAAAAGAUGACGUCUCGACUUCACACCCGGCUGCCAAAAUCCCUUUCUUCUCUUCAGUCGCUUUUUUCUCUACGCCCCUUCACUUGGCUUCUGAGACUAAUUUUAUUUUUUUUUAAUUUUUUUUAUACAUAUAAUCUGUCAUUUUGACCCACAAAUGGUAGCGACCAUAACCUCAGGCUUGAAUAAGGCACUUUUAACUCCUAGAGGUCACGUUGAAUAGUGGCGGGGUUGCAAGGAAGAGCACCGUACAAGCAUAAAAAGCAAAAACUCUUUGUUUAGGUAAUUACCCCAACAACAAAAGGCUUUUAUGAACAUUUUUGUGCCUAUUUUUAUUGUAUUUUAUGUUCCAUUAUUUCUUUUGUUGUAUUUUAAAUGUUUGUUUGGAUUGUUUUAUUUUUUUAAUCCGCAGUGGCUGGCUGUACAACACAAAAUACAUAAAUACCAAGACUUGACAGCUAGGAGCAGCCAGGAUGUUUCCCCCCCGUCCCACCAAAAAAAAAAAGGUUUGGUUGUUUCAUUUAUUUCUUCAACUCAGGUGAAUUGAAUCACUGGUAAAGCAACUUUCUAGCACCUCAUCUUUUCACACCUAUCAUAUAUGGCAGUCACUGAUCAACUUGCAUUCAGAGUUUAAAACACUUGGGGUUUGACAAUGGAGGACACACUUUCAAGUGACUUUUUUAUUUCCUUGGGGAGAAAAGGUUAAAGAUUUGCAUGCCACAUUGGGUGGGUUUGUGGUGGUUGGUGGUUUGUUUGUGAUGCGGGUUACUCCAGAUGUACGUGCACUUUUAUUUUAUUUUUUACACUUAAUAUAAAAAUAUUUCAUUGCACAUUGGGUGCAUCUGGAUUGUUACAUUGCUUGGAAUUCGUUGUGGGCUUGGCGGUGUUAACUGUUUUAUUCAGAGAACCUGGACACUGUACUGUUUUUUUUAUUUGUGUGUGCGUGCGUGCGUGUGUGUGUGUGUUCUUUGUGUUUGGCUAACAACACGAUAAUAAAAGUUGAAGUG
Messenger RNA from Doryrhamphus excisus (bluestripe pipefish), 1870 nucleotides. The record is from RefSeq and is a predicted model, not a curated record. NCBI's taxonomy places the organism in Eukaryota, Metazoa, Chordata, Actinopteri, Syngnathiformes, Syngnathidae.